UGACGUCCACCUGUGAACCACUAAUGGAUCGCUGUCUUAUUUGAGGGUCGGCUUUGGGCGGACCACUUGGCGUUGCGAAGAUGGGGGUGAAAUUGGAGGUGUUUCGGAUGGUACUGUACCUCACUUUCCCCGUGGCUAUGUUCUGGGUCUCCAAUCAGGCCGAGUGGUUUGAAGACACUGUAAUACAACGUAAGAGGGAGCUGUGGCCACCUGAAAAGGAAAGCCAGCGUCAAGAGCUAGAAGAAUUCAAAGAGCGGUUACGGAAGCAAAGAGAGGAGAAACUCCUUCGUGUUGCCCAGCAGAACUCCUGAGGCCUACUUAAAUCCCAGCCCCCUGCUUCCCCUCACCCCCCACCCUGAAAUAACACAUACUCAGUUCUUGGUU
Messenger RNA from Perognathus longimembris pacificus (Pacific pocket mouse), 384 nucleotides. RefSeq names its product protein PET100 homolog, mitochondrial. The transcript is spliced from 4 exons. The record is from RefSeq and is a predicted model, not a curated record. NCBI's taxonomy places the organism in Eukaryota, Metazoa, Chordata, Mammalia, Rodentia, Heteromyidae. Gene Ontology annotation, cellular component: mitochondrion; mitochondrial inner membrane. Bases 81 to 311 code for a protein of 76 amino acids. Gene Ontology annotation, biological process: mitochondrial respiratory chain complex IV assembly.